AGCUUGCACUUCCGGGCCAGCCGGUUCCGCGCGUCUCCGCCCAUGAUGGCGCUCGUCCCAGUGUCCCGUGGGCUACCCGCUCCUGUCCUUAUGUCCUUUGGGCUGGUGCAGGCCAGAUCUUCUAGGGCUGUAGCCCUAAGAGGAGCGCCUGGAGAGGAAACGGCGCGCCAUGCACCUCACGCGGCCCCUCAGACCUCACGGCGAGGCCCUAUCGGGGUAAUGGGGUCCGCGGGACCCACACAAGACUCUGCCGCGGCGACCUCUACUGAAAGACCCCCAGCCCUGGGGGCGCCCGAAGGCCCAGGAAACUGCUUCCGCGCUUCUCCCCCAGAACGUGGGAAGCUGCCGCUUUACCCUCAUUUUACCCCUGGGUCGCAAAACAUCUCACCGUCGAUGGAACCCGCAAGCCAGACCCGGCGUCCCGGCCAAGCCCCGCGCGGCUAGUGCGCGCCCCGCCCCUGGGGAGGAGCCGGCCGACCCCCGGCCACUUAGCUAGAGCCGCAGGCGACGGGGUGCGGUGCGGCGGUCCCAGCUGCCUCUCCUCACUGCUUGCUCCUGCUCCUCCUCUUUUCUCCCCUCCCCGUGUUCUUCCCGCCGCCUGACCUAGCCCGCCCGCCUUUCCAGUCUGGCCGGGCGGGGGCCUUAAUAAGCACGGCGGCUCGGGCCGUGGGACCGUGGUCACACCUUUUCCAGAAAUUUUUGACUGGUAACUGCGAAACCGACUGGAGCUGGGAGAACUGCAGAAAACUGCUCUAAUCUCACUUGACUCCAGCUGGGAGCUGAUACUGCAUCGUGAUAACAUUUGCAAAGCUCUCUCACAGGCUCUGGAGUGACUCGUGUGAGAUUCGUCCAGAACUGAGCCCUUUGUUGGAACCAUACCCCAGCCCAUGGUCCCAUGACUCAGUGGAUAGUACUCCUUGUACCUCCUGCGACCCAGAACCCUGGCUGACCACUUCGAAGGAGGAUGCUCCAGCAGGUCAAUGGCCACAAUCCGGGGUCUGAUGGCCAAGCCAGGGAAUACCUCAGAGAAGACCUGCAGGAGUUCCUGGAUGGGGAGGUCCUGCUGUACCAGCUGGAUGACCUCACCAGGGUGAAUCCUGUGACGCUAGAGACAGUCCUCAGGUGCCUUCAGGCCCGGUACAUGGCAGACAGAUUCUACACCAAUGCUGGCUGCACCCUGGUAGCUCUGAACCCCUUCAAGCCCAUUCCUCAGCUCUACUCGCCCGAGCUAAUGAGAGAGUACCAUGCUGCACCUCAGCCCCAGAAACUGAAGCCCCAUGUGUUCACUGUGGGUGAACAGACCUACAGGAAUGUCAAGAGCCUGAUUGAACCAGUCAACCAGUCCAUUGUUGUCAGUGGAGAGAGUGGUGCUGGAAAGACAUGGACGUCUCGCUGCCUAAUGAAGUUCUAUGCUGUGGUGGCCGCCUCACCCGCAUCUUGGGAGACCCACAAGAUUGCAGAGAGGAUAGAACAGAGAAUCCUGAACUCCAACCCUGUCAUGGAGGCUUUUGGGAAUGCAUGUACGCUGAGGAAUAACAACAGCAGUCGCUUUGGAAAGUUCAUCCAGCUCCAGCUGAACAGGGCUCAGCAGAUGACUGGAGCCGCAGUCCAGACCUACCUCCUAGAAAAAACUCGAGUGGCCUGCCAGGCUUCCAGUGAGAGGAACUUCCACAUCUUCUAUCAGAUUUGCAAAGGAGCCAGUGAGGACGAGAGACUCCAGUGGCACCUCCCUGAGGGAGCCGCCUUCUCCUGGCUGCCCAACCCAGAGAGGAGCUUAGAAGAGGAUUGUUUUGAGGUGACCAGAGAGGCUAUGCUCCAUUUGGGCAUUGACACCCCUACCCAGAACAACAUCUUUAAGGUCCUAGCUGGACUGCUGCACCUUGGCAAUAUCCAGUUUGCUGCCUCCGAGGAUGAAGCCCAGCCCUGCCAGCCAAUGGAUGAUGCCAAGUGCUCUGUCAGGAAGGCAGCGUUGCUACUGGGGCUCCCAGAGGACAUGCUGCUGGAGACGGUGCAGAUUAGAACCAUCAGGGCAGGAAGGCAGCAGCAGGUGUUCCGGAAGCCCUGCCCCCGAACCGAGUGUGACACCCGCAGAGACUGCCUGGCCAAACUGAUCUACUCGCGGCUGUUUGACUGGCUGGUAUCAGUGAUCAACAGCAGCAUCUGUGCAGACACCGACUCAUGGACCACUUUCAUAGGCCUGCUGGAUGUGUAUGGAUUUGAGUCAUUUCCUGACAACAGUCUGGAACAGUUGUGCAUCAACUACGCCAAUGAGAAGCUGCAGCAGCACUUUGUGGCUCACUACCUAAGGGCCCAGCAGGAGGAAUAUGCAGUUGAGGGCCUGGAGUGGUCAUUCGUCAACUACCAGGACAACCAGGCCUGUUUGGAUCUCAUUGAGGGGAGCCCCAUCAGCAUCUGCUCCCUCAUAAAUGAGGAAUGCCGCCUCAAUCGACCAAGCAGCGCAGCCCAGCUCCAGACACGCAUUGAGACUGCCCUGGCAGGUAGCCCCUGCCUGGGCCACAAUAAGCUCAGCCGGGAGCCCAGCUUCAUUGUGGUGCAUUAUGCGGGGCCUGUGCGGUACCACACAGCAGGCCUGGUGGAGAAAAACAAGGACCCUGUCCCACCUGAGCUGACCAGUCUCCUGCAACAAUCCCAGGACCCCCUGCUCAUGGGGCUGUUUCCUACUAACCCCAAAGAGAAGACCCAGGAGGAACCCUCUGGCCAGAGCAGGGCCCCUGUGUUGACCGUGGUAUCCAAGUUCAAGGCCUCACUGGAGCAGCUUCUGCAGGUCCUACACAGCACCACGCCCCACUACAUUCGCUGCAUCAAGCCCAACAGCCAGGGCCAGGCACAGACCUUCCUCCAAGAGGAGGUUCUGAGCCAGCUGGAGGCCUGUGGCCUCGUGGAGACCAUCCAUAUCAGUGCUGCUGGCUUCCCCAUCCGGAUCUCUCACCAAAACUUUGUAGAACGAUACAAGUUACUGAGAAGGCUUCGUCCUCACACAUCCUCUGGCCCCCACAGCCCAUAUCCUGCCAAAGGGCUCCCUGAAUGGUGUCCACACAGCGAGGAAGCCACGCUUGGACUUCUCAUCCAGGACAUUCUCCACAUUCUGCCGGUCCUAACUCAGGCAGCAGCCACACCUGGUGACUCAGCUGAGGCCAUGCCAGCCCCCAUGCACUGUGGCAGGACCAAGGUGUUCAUUACUGAUUCCAUGCUGGAGCUUCUGGAAUGCGGGCGUGCCCAGGUGCUGGAGCAGUGUGCCCGCUGCAUCCAGGGUGGCUGGAGGCGACACCGGCAUCGAGAGCAGGAGCGGCAGCGGCGGGCCGCCAUGCUCAUCCAGGCAGCCAUUCGUUCCUGGUUAACUCGGAAACACAUCCAGAGGCUACAUGCAGCUGCCACAGUCAUCAAGCAUGCGUGGCAGAAGUGGAGAAUCAGAAUGGCCUACCUUGCUGCUAAAGAACUGGAUGGUGUGGAAGAAAAACACUUCUCUCAAGCUCCCUGUUCCUUGAGCACCUCGCCGCUGCAGACCAGGUUCCUGGAGGCAAUAAUCCGCCUCUGGCCCCUGGGACUGGUCCUGGCCAAUACAGCAAUGGGUGUAGGCAGCUUUCAGAGGAAAUUAGUGGUCUGGGCCUGCCUCCAGCUCCCCAGGAGCAGCCCCAGUAGCUACACUGUCCAGACAGCACAAGAAGACCAGGCUGGUGUCACAUCCAUCCGAGCACUGCCUCAGGGAUCGAUCAAGUUUCACUGCAGAAAGUCUCCACUGCGCUAUGCUGACAUCUGCCCUGAACCUUCGCCCUACAGCAUUACAGGCUUUAAUCAGAUUCUGCUGGAAAGACACAGGUUGAUCCAUGUGACCUCUUCUGCCUUUACUGGGCUGGGUGAUCCUUGGUGCCUUUGUUUCCACAAGGCCUUUUCCUGCCAGCUGCCUUGCCAAAGACAUUUAAUCAGCACACAGCUGCCAGACUAUUCCCACAGUGCUCCAAAUGCACAUGAACAACAGUAACGGCUCCAGCCUUCAAGCCAGGGCCCCAUGCCCAGUGCAUCAGUGGGCCUGGGGCUCCAGGCUACAUCAAGCACUGAUGGUGUCAGGGCUGGUAGUUAGCAAACCAGGGUUAAGAAGCAUCAGGGCCACAUUUCACUACCUUCACAGAUCAAACUCAGCAGCAGUCAUGACUGACUGUCACUACAGUGGGGACCCCAAUUCCACAUAAGCACUUUUGGAAGAAAACAACCAAAGUUGGCCUAAAAUUGGCGCUGGGGAAAAUUUUGUGGUUAUUUCCUUUAAAAAGGAACAAAACUUUAGUAUUUAAUAAGUUGAUUUAUUUAAUGUAAUUUCAAACGAUUAUGAAUAAUGCAAUGUACAGUAGAAUCACAUCCUGAUUUUAUUUAGUAACACUGACCAAGUUUAACUCCAUAUGAAGUGUAAAGCUUGGUAUCAUUUAUGAUGUCUAUCAACUGUACCAAAAGUAAAACAUUUAAAAACAA
Molecule: messenger RNA, 4482 nt
Organism: Piliocolobus tephrosceles (Ugandan red Colobus)
Lineage: Eukaryota; Metazoa; Chordata; Mammalia; Primates; Cercopithecidae
Gene: MYO19
Product: myosin XIX
Biological process (GO): actin filament organization
Cellular component (GO): membrane; cytoplasm; actin cytoskeleton
Molecular function (GO): microfilament motor activity; ATP binding; actin filament binding
Source: RefSeq, a predicted model, not a curated record